Molecule: messenger RNA, 1225 nt
Organism: Pimephales promelas (fathead minnow)
Lineage: Eukaryota; Metazoa; Chordata; Actinopteri; Cypriniformes; Leuciscidae
Gene: sys1
Product: SYS1 golgi trafficking protein
Biological process (GO): Golgi to plasma membrane protein transport; protein localization to Golgi apparatus; Golgi to endosome transport
Cellular component (GO): Golgi membrane; trans-Golgi network
Source: RefSeq, a predicted model, not a curated record
AUUAUUAGCCUUAACAUAUAGCGUUCAUUAUCCUUAAUUUUAAACUGUCAGCCGACCAACUGAGCUCAGGAUCGUAUUACGGAUGUGUCUAAAUCAGGGUUGAAACUCAAAUCUUGGGGCUCCAGUUGACCCUCCCCUCCAGCCGGUGUGGGGGCCUGUGUUGCCCCCCUCUUCUCCUGCGAGAUGGGCAGUCAUUUCCGCAGCUACAUCUGGGACCCGAUCCUCAUCAUCUCUCAGAUUGUUCUCAUGCAGUGCAUCUACUACAGCUUCUUGGGUCUCUGGUUAGCUGGUGUUGAUGGUUUGGUCCAUUCCAGUAGAUCACUUGACCAGAUAUUCAGUUAUGAAGUUCUUGGGUUUUCAACAACACAAGGCCGCUUAUCUAUGAUGGCGUUUAUUCUGAAUUCUCUCACGUGUGCUCUUGGCCUGUGGUUCUUCAUCCGACGUGGAAAGCAGUGUCUGGACUUCACCGUAACGGUGCAUUUCUUCCACAUGAUCGGCUGCUGGAUCUAUAACGCCCACCUCCCAGCUGCCCUGUCAUGGUGGUUGGUCAACGUGGCCUGCAUGGCCCUCAUGGCAGUCAUUGGCGAGUACAUGUGCAUGCGGACAGAGCUCAGAGCCAUCCCUGUCAACACAGCACCCAAAUCGAACCUAUGAGGACUGUUUAGAGACAGAUGUGCCACAGCUGGUCGGUGUAUCGGCAGGGCUGGCGUGUUGACUAAUGCCGCUGUGGUUUUCCGGGAGGACGAGCAGAAAGGACUUGUUUUUUGGUGAUGUAUCGGUCACGUCACUGUAUUUAAUCCGGAUGACAUUGAGAUGUGCCACAUGAUGUCAAAUGGGUUUUCAAGAUGCAUCGUAUGAGGAUGAUGACUUCCCGUAGCAUUCUCAUCAUUUCAAAGGGACUAUUGGUGUCAUAUUUAGUAAUUAUUUAGGAUUAACGGUUUUCAUCAGAUGGCUACGGAAAAUAUAAAAGUGAUGAUGUGUUCUAACCGCGCAGAAAAGCAUCAUGUCUUAUAUGCAAGUCUGUAUCUAAAUAAAAUGCAAUAUAAUUCUGAAUUAUUGGAUAGUGGAUCAUAAUCCUUUGGAAAGAAAUGGGGUUUUCAUGUUUUAUCAAGUCACCAUUUUACAGUUACCAAUGGCAGAGUUUCAUUGACCUCAAAUGCAAGUUCAAGUGAACAUGAAAUCAAAAUGGACCCAUUUACUUCCUUGAUAGAUGUUCCUGUUGUUA